This is a messenger RNA of Ictalurus punctatus (channel catfish), 2743 nucleotides long. It is a transcript of the gene kbtbd3, whose product is annotated as kelch repeat and BTB (POZ) domain containing 3. The transcript is spliced from 4 exons. NCBI's taxonomy places the organism in Eukaryota, Metazoa, Chordata, Actinopteri, Siluriformes, Ictaluridae. Gene Ontology annotation, molecular function: protein binding. The record is from RefSeq and is a predicted model, not a curated record. The coding region runs from base 106 to 1935 and encodes 609 amino acids.
AGCGGUAGUUCCGCCCCUGAUGAUGUCACUUCCUACCCCAGCAGUCCGCACGCGAGCGCUAGCCCGGCUGAGACACCUCUGUCUGUGGUGCUGAAACGAGGCUCCAUGCUGAUGGAUGAAGAGUGUGUGUCAGGUGCAGACCAGCCGGUGUUUAACAGCGUCUCAGAACAGCGUUCGGUGCUGCUGGUGUGUGAAGGUCAUGGCGAUCAGAUCCUGAGCGUUCUACGCGCGUUUCGUGAGAAAGGCAUGCUCUUUGACUUCCACAUUCAUGUUCAGGAUGAGAUCCUGCCGUGCCAUCGCUGUGUCCUCGCUGCCUGUAGUGACUUCUUCAAGGCCAUGUUCGAGGUAAACAUGCGAGAGAGUGAUGGUGGCUCUGUCACACUGAGUAAUCUCUCCCUGCAGGCUGUACGCAGUUUUCUGGACUUUGCGUACUUGGGCCAGAUGGAAAUCAUGGAGGAAAACGUUGAUAUGCUUUUCCAUCUAGCAUCUUUUCUACAGGUGAGUGUGCUCUCCCAGGCCUGCAGUGAUUUUUUAAUCCAGACGCUUGACCACUCUAACUGUCUUCACCUAUUGGCCAUUGCUGAGGGAUAUGGCUCGUCCUGCCUUCUGCACCAUGCUACUGAGUUUGUGAUAGCCAACUUCCAUGCACUUUCCUCUAGUCCAGACUUCCUGGAGAUGCCUGCAGGAAUUCUGCGGCACUGCCUAGUCUCAGAUUCACUCAAUGUGCCAGACGAAGAAUGUGCACUGCGAUCCCUGAUCCAGUGGACUCAACAUGACCUGCAGUUUCGGUGCAGUUUAUUUCCUGGGCUCCUCUCGCACAUCCGACUGCACCAUCUUGCCCCUGCCAAGCUGGAGGAAAUGGGCCGGUCUGAGGCACUGAUACUGAAGAGUGAUGAAUGUUACAGAGCAGUGAUGAAAGCAUUGGCACAAGUGACAGAGUUUAGUGGCCUUUUCCCUGACGCUCGUCCAUCCACAAUAUCCAGUUACAUCUAUGUGCACAAAACAGAGGAAAACGGUGAGACGCGUCACACAUUCUGCUAUGAUGUGGCAGCCAACCACUGGCACCAGCUGCCAAGCUCCGAGCUUGCUGACCUCCCUGGCUCAUCCAUUACCAGUUUUGGAGAGAAGCUGUUUGUCAUUGGAGGAUGCCGAGGCAAAUGUUGCAGGACGGUGAGACUUCACACUGCCGAGACAGAGCAUGAGGCUACGAGGGAAGCAUGGUGCUACUGUCCUAUCACAGGAAAAUUUGUAGAAAUCCAGGCCAUGCAAAGCCCACGAACCAUGCAUGUCUCUGUCUCUGCCCUGAAUCACAUUUAUGUCAUUGGUGGUAAAACUCUUGGAAUGCAUGGCCUCCGAGAUGUGGAGUGCUAUGACCCACUAGGGUAUACAUGGAAGUCUGUGAGUCCAUUACCACGCCGGAUCUACUUCCCAGAGGCGGCAGUGUGUGGCACUAUCAUCUACACUCUAGGCUCUGAGCUGGAGACCUCUGAUGCUUUCAACCCAUCACUGGACUGUUUUUUCCGCUACGAUGCUGAAGCUAAUCAGUGGUGCCAGCUGGUAACUGAGUUUGGCCAGUUCUUUCAUGCCACACUUGUUAAAGCUGUGUCUAUUAACAUGACACUCUACCUGUGUGAUCUGUCCACAUAUAAGGUGUACAGUUUCUGUCCAGAGACUCAUGUGUGGAAGAGUGAGGGCUCUUUUGAGUGUGCAGGCUUUAAUGCAGGUGCUGUAGGCGUGCAGGAAAAAAUCUACAUCUUGGGAGGGGAUUAUUCUCCUGACGAGAUCACAGAUGAGGUGCAGGUUUAUGACAGCAGGCAGAGCGAGUGGCAGGAGGUGGCGCCGAUGCCAUGUGCAUUAACUGAAUUUCACUGCCAGGUGAUCAGCUUUAACCACUACCGAGAUCCAUGGAGAUCUGAACCUGCUGAGAUACAAUAAACACACAAACACACAAUAAGUGAUGCAGUUGCUCAGACACUCAUGGUCUUACAGGCACUAAACAACAAUGUACAUUUAUGUUUGCAAACACAUUUUUCCACACAGACCUGUAUGUGCAGUCUCACACUUAGACUAAAAUAAUAAUAUAAAAUGCUGUAGCCUUUAGUGGAAGUGCUAGCCAGAGAGUAAAAUGCUUGCUUUAAGACUCCAAUAAUUGCAGCCCAUUUUUGUGUGUGUGUAGUUGAAAAUAAUUCUUCAAGUACAUGAUAUACAGGCUCAUGCUUCUGCCAUGACCCACAUAAAAAAAAUCCAAAAGGCAUUUGCAGCAGCAAUCGGGCUCAUUUUUUUCCAUUGAUGAGCUCCAUAUUUGCUGCAAAUGGCUGUCAGAUAUUUUUUAAUUAUUCACUCACUUUACCAUGCUUUUUAAUUUCAUUGGCUGGUAUUGUUCAAAAUGUUUGUCAACAAUGGAAUAUACAGUGCAUCUGGAAAGUAUUCACUGUGCUUCACUUUUCCCACAUUUUGUUAUGCUACAGCCUUAUUCCAAAAUGGAUUCAAUUCAUUAUUUUCCUCAAAACUCUACAAACAAUACCCCAUAAUGUCAACAUGAAAGAAGUUUGUUUGAAAUCUUUGCAAAUUUAUUAAAAAUAAAAAACAAAAAAAGCACAUGUACAUAAGUAUUCACACCCUUUGCUCAAUACUUUGUUGAAGCACCUUUGGCACCAAUCACAGCCUCAAGUCUUUUUGAGUGUGAUGCUACAAGCUUAGCACACCUAUUUUUGGGCAGUUUCUCCCAUUCUUCUUUGCAGGA